UCGCGUUUCCCGGCCUCACAGCUGCUUCGUCCCCCCUCCUCCCCGCUACAGCUCGGAACGGAACCGAGAAUCCCACCCGCCCCCCCACGGCUUCCACAGGCAACGAGAGCUCCGUGUAUGGUUGUGACUGACGCUCCAGCAAGGAUGUCCCGGACCGACGAAGUGCACCGCAUUACGGAGAAUGUCUACAAGAACAUCAUGGAGCAGUUCAACCCGUGCCUACGCAACUUCAUAGCCAUGGCGAAGAGCUACGAGAAGGCGCUGACCAGUGUCACAUUUGCUGCAAAGGGCUACUUCGACGCUCUGGUGCGGAUGGGCGAGAUGGCCAGCGAAAGUCAAGGCUCUAAGGAUCUUGGGGAUGUGCUCUUUCAGAUGGCUGAAGUGCACAGACAGAUCCAGAUCCAGCUUGAGGAGAUGCUGAAGUCCUUCCACAACGAGCUCCUCACAGAGCUGGAGAAGAAGGUGGAGCUGGACGCGCGCUACCUGAACGCGGCGCUGAAGAAGUACCAGAUGGAGCACAAGAGCAAAGGGGAGAGUCUGGAGAAAUGCCAGGCGGAGCUGAAGAAGCUGCGCAGGAAGAGCCAGGGCAGCAAGCACCCCUCCAAGUAUGGAGAUAAGGAGAUGCAGUAUGUGGAGGCCAUCAGCAACAAGCAGAGCGAGCUGGACAACUACAUCGCCGAGGGCUACAAGAACGCUCUGUCUGAGGAGCGAAGGAGGUACUGCUUCCUGGUGGACCGUCAGUGCGCCGUGGCCAAGAACAGCAGUGCCUACCACAACAAGGGUAAGGAGCUUUUGUCCCAGAAGAUCCCCAUGUGGCAGCAGGUGUGCGCCGAACCGACCAAGCUGCCGGAUCGGGCCAUGUUCCUGGCGCAGCAGAUGAGUGGCGCGGUGGGCGGCGUGCCUCCCGGCGCCCUCCACCCCGGCAUCUCCGAGCCCAUCUCUGGCGCCAAACCUCUGCCCAUGCCUCCAGAGCUGGCAGCCCUGCGGGCCGGCGCCACCAUGGGCCAGCAGCGGCUGAUGGACGCAGCGAUGCCGGCGAUGAACGGAGCAGCAGGUGGAGAGGACUACCAGCAGUGGAUGGAGAGCAAGGUGGCGCAGGGCAAAGCCUCCCCGCAGCCUCAGCGGCACGGAGCAGAGGUCUACUCCAACACCCUGCCUGUGCGCAAGGCCGCCCCCACAAAGAGCAAGACCCCCCAAUUGGAGACUCGCACGCUGCCCCGCUCCAGCUCCAUGGCCGCAGGUCUGGAAAAGAACGGCAGAACUCGAGUCCAGGCCGUCUUCUCCCACGCCGCCGGAGACAACAGCACGCUGCUGAGCUUCGCCGAGGGCGACGUCAUCACCCUGCUGGUGCCUGAGGCGCGAGACGGCUGGCACUACGGCGAGAACGAGAAGACGAGGAUGCGGGGCUGGUUUCCUUUCUCCUACACUCGGCUGGUCUCUGAGAGCAACGGCGACACCAUGAGGCAGCUUCGAGUUCACAACCUCCACCACGGGAAAAGCAGCAGCACAGGGAACCUUCUGGAGAGAGAGGACAUGCCUCUGCCCGGCCCCGAUUACGGCACUCGCACUCGAAUGUCUGCACAAAGCACAGCCACGUUGCACAGGCAACAGCGUCCCUACAGCGUCGCAGUGCCAGGCUUCCCGCAGCAGGGAGCUGAAGAGUACGAGCCCCGCUUCCCCACCAGUUCCUCAGAGGUCAAAUUGAUUUCCACAGUGUGAGACGAUGUGAUAGGACAGGCUCCUUCCUCUUCCCCCUCACCCUCUUUUCCUGCCUCCUGCUUGCGGCAAUAAACUCCUCUCGAGUCCGAGGAAGAGACGCGGGUGUGUCCGUCACCCUCCUUUCUUCUCUUCCUCCGUCGCCAUCGUCCGAGUCGUCUGUCUGACCUCACGACCAAACCAGAACAGACUUUGUGCCGUAAAUAUUUCCAAUCCACGUGUCGGACGUUCCCUCUGAGAAAAAUGGGCCUUUUUUCUCGCCUUUCAUGCAUGAACAUGUACUUUUGUAUAACUGAGGGGAUGAAACUUCCCUGCCCUAUUUCCACUAAUGUCAGUGCUCUCCAUCGGAAUGACGGCGUGAAGGAAAUGUAAAAGAAGGCGGUUGAUCCCAAAGAGGAUUUUCAUACUGUAAAAACAUAAUAGUUUUUAAUUUUACUGGAUUUUUCAGUAUUGAAUUAUUUCUGCCUUUUCAUGCUGUGAAGUUUUGUAUUCCUCUGACACGAGAGGUCAUGUAAAUGUUUUAACCAAGAAAACUGAAUGUUUACUGUACAUACAAAAAGUGCUUGUCACGCAAUAUCUUAUUAUCUGUUCAUGGAAGAAAAAAAAGAAAAGAAAAACGCACUUUAUGAAACUAAUAAUCUCUGUUUGUGACUUUGUGUAUGAAAACAAAAUGGAACCGUCUCGGUAUCAGUCUGUGAACUUGGACAUUGUGCUCCAACACUGGUGCUUCUGUCCAUGCUUUAGAGUCCUGCUGAGCCAUUUCUCUGCUUUAUCAUCAAGUAAUCUGAACAAGCAGCGACGAUGACAUUUAAAAAUGGUUUUCUUUUUAUUUUACUUUUGCAUUUUCUGAAGUCAAAAAAACAAACAAAAGAAGUGGGCGAUAAUUCCCAUUCACAAGCCGAUGCGUAAUUUAGAUUAAAUGAACAUACAUUGUCACGCUACCACUUUAAAUGACUUUCUUUGUAUCACCUGCAAAGAUGCAGGUGAGGCGAUUUAGUUCCCAUCAUUCCUCCUUCAUUAACCAACAAACAUGACUUUUAAAUCGCAACAUGCUGCUGUCAUUCCAGCACAUCUAUAGCUUUCCAUAUCAUUGGCCACUAGUUGGGAAACUGGUUGGGCAUCAAACUAAUUUCGAGAGCAUUGACAUUCUCAAAGAGCCUGUUGUGCCAGAAUGUAUUAAUAAAACUCAUUAACAAACUGUUAAAAUAGUAAUAAAUGGCUGUGACUGCAUACCUCCUAAUAUUAAAUGACACCUUUUCAUUGAAAGGUACCUCCAGAAUUUUAUUUAGUUUUCUUCUUUUUUUUUGGCAAUCUAAAUCUGUUUUGUGGAGCUAACUUAGAAAUGAUUGCAAGCAUUUUUCCAAUAUCAUCACUGAUUCACCAAGUGUAGUAAAAACAUGGAAUACUGCCACCUACAGGUGGGAAUUGGCAUCACUUUAAGCCAAUGAUUUCUACCCCCCCCCCCUUUUUUUUUCAGAAGAUUUGUAAUAAACUCUCAAUUAUGGAUUAGCAUCAAAAAUGAAAAAAUGCUGGGAUCCGUUGACUUUGUGUGAAUUUCCACAAUCACAAAAAACUGGUGGGACUGAUUGAUGUAAUUUGGCAGCAUACAGAUAAAAACGGCUUUGAUUGAGUGAUAAAAUAAUUUUUAAGCAUACGACGGUUAUCUUCAAGGUUCUGUUCAUGCGUCACUCUGGAGGACCGCAUGAAACACUGUGGCUCACACAUGUUGUAGAAAAUCAUUCCGCCUAUAGACUCCGAUCUACUGUCCUAAUCAUCUGGUGGUCCAUAUAAUACAGUUUUUAAAUCACUUUAAAAAUCCUCUUGAAUUAUUCAUUGAUUCUUUAGAUGCUUUUCAUUGUGGAGAAACAGUUUUAAUAUGUUUUCUUUGUAUUUUAUGUGAUUAACCAACACAAGAUAGGACAUCACUAAAUGAAUGAAGUGGCAGAAAACUGAAAAUUUAAUUAAAUUUAGAAAUAUAAUUUUUUUCCACAAUAAUUCUUUACUAUGUCUUGGUCUGCCACUUAAAAUCUCAAUUAAAUAAAUUGAAAUGUGUGUUUAAUGUGACAUAAUGUGAAAAGUUCAAGAUGUAUGAACACUUUUGAACUCUGUCACAAUGGAUGAGCAGAAAUUAUUCAUAAGACUUUUAAUUUCAUAGAAAACAUCAGACAACAACUCUAGACGUGCAGAGAUUUUACAGCUUAUGAUGAAGAAAUGUACAAAACUCAACAUUUUUGUUUUUGCAUAUUUAUACAUGGUGCCUAUACUGUGGAUUAUAUAGUUUAAUGGAAACUUUUAAAUGUAAUAUUGUUGAAGAAAUAUGCAGGUGACAUUUGGAUUCUAAUGGAUCCACAGAAAGAUCAAAUCAGUGCACACAACGACUGAAAACUGAGUGACGGCUGAUUGGGAAGCUGUCACUCAAUCAAACAUAAUUUUCACAUUAUGUUUGAUUUCCUGUGUUUAUCCGUCAUGUUCGGCUUUCACUCUAAAUCCUCCGUGAGUCAAAAAGCGUCACAUUUUAAGACGAGUGGCGUCUGCUCUGCCAGGUUUUGUUAGUCCCCGUCUCACCGGCUGUCCCUUCUGGUGUCGGUCAUCAGGAAACUGCUGACUUCUGAAAUUUAUUAAAGUUUUAACAUCUGUAUAGAGAUGAAGAUUGCGAAAUUAAAAGAUUACUGCUCUGAAAAAAAAUUACAUCACUUGAGAUGAUGAAAUGUUUUUCAAGCAAGUGAAACAUUAAUUUGGAUCUGCAUCAGAUCUUGGUUCAGAUUUUUUUUUAAAACUUAUUUUAUUAUCUUUUUGCACCGUGCAGUAGAAGCUUUGUCCCAAAUGUCCUCCCUCAACUUUGCCAACCUGCUUUCUGCCGUUUCUUGAUCUGUUUUGAUGCGUUUAGACAAAGACGAGAGUAGAUGACAGGAAGCUGCCAGUUUUUCUUCUUUCUCCACUAAAAUAAUCAAAGCUACGACUGCAGAUUGCACUGCACUGGCGUGUGUGCACCGACUGAAGAGUCCAGGUGCGAAAGGAUGAAAACAUUUUGUACAGAGGAUUUCUGAAAUAUGCAUGCGUUGAGGCAGCAAGAAGUAUAAAGAUUGAUGACCUCAAAUGUUUGAAUUUCUACUAUACAAAAAUUAUCAAAUAAAUUUCUUCAUAUGGACAUUCCUCUUGCUUCUGGUUCUUUUUUUUUUCUUCCCAAAAAACAACUUGCUACCAUAACAGCUGGCUCAGAGGUUUAGUUUCUACCCCGCAGAACUUUAUUUUUUCAGCCUUCUGCCUCACUUCAGUAAUAAAUUAAUUUACUGGUGUUCAUCCUCAAACCAUUAACCAGUGACUAGAGACCAGCCGUGCCCCCCUGCAGCCGUGUUGCAUGUUCGGCGUGUGUGUGUGCUAACAUUUGCAUCCCGCGCACCCUGGCCUGCCAGCCACCCACCGGCCUGCUCCUCCUGCUGCUCGCUAAGGUACCGCUCAGCUGUGUGUCGGUGUUGGUGUGUGGGUUUGUCUUAAUCAUUGGAUGAUGUUUUAUCAGUUGGUGAAAAUUCCUAGAAUACUACUAUCAGUGGGUAAGCUUAGUUUUCCCACAAGUUGCCACCAGAAUCAGUCAAAUCUCUGAAUCACAGAGGAUAUUUAAGAAUUCAUUUUCUAAAUCUAUAUAAGUAAAACACAAGGUGGGCCAUAAGUUUCCAUACAUAGGAAAAAUAAACAUUUUAUAUUGGACGACUGUUUUUAUUUAUGUGAGACUCUGUGUAAUCAAUGCACGUCUUGGACCACUUUGUGGUUGAUCUGCAACAUUUCAAGUUUUCUCAAACUUGGAAAUAAGUUUUGCCACAGUGUGUGGGUGUUUGUGUGUGUGUUUGUGUGUGUGUGUGAGAUGCUCGUUCCGUGUUUUCUGUUAAAGUUUCGUGCAACCAUCAGUAUGAUUUCAAUUCGUUGCUCUUUUGUCAAGCGCAUCUUACUGGGUAUCUGAAAAACAAAAGAAAUAUGCACUUUACAUUCUCCUCUGUAUGGAAACUUGUGGCCCUCCAUGUAUAAUAUUGUAGACUUGAUAUUAACUGGUAAAGGUACUUUGAUCAAACCAGCACAGCAGUGCAUGAAACCAACAUCUCAUAAAACAUGUAGAACAUAUAAACUUGAUUUUAGCUUUUUUUCCCCUCAUUUCACACAUUGAGUUGUGCCUUCAACAUCUUCAGCUAUCUAUAUUGAAAUUUUAAUUAUUUACUGUAAAGCCACAGCUGCACAUGCUCACUAAUGUCUUAGGCUUACAUAAACAAUUCACCAAGC
This is a messenger RNA of Poeciliopsis prolifica (blackstripe livebearer), 5985 nucleotides long. Its product is annotated as brain-specific angiogenesis inhibitor 1-associated protein 2-like. The record is from RefSeq and is a predicted model, not a curated record. Bases 118 to 1719 code for a protein of 533 amino acids. Gene Ontology annotation, biological process: actin filament bundle assembly; actin crosslink formation; plasma membrane organization. Gene Ontology annotation, molecular function: protein binding; cytoskeletal adaptor activity. Gene Ontology annotation, cellular component: nucleoplasm; cytosol. The transcript has 14 exons. Lineage: Eukaryota; Metazoa; Chordata; Actinopteri; Cyprinodontiformes; Poeciliidae.